CUGUCCAACAUUAUAUAUUUGCUCUGUGUUGCACUGUUCUCAUUCUCUUGCCCCUUUGCAGCGUUUUGUCUCAUUUGGCGGCUGUGUGGGCCUCUCUACCCGCUAAGCGCGUGCCUGUCUCGUCGGCGCCGUCUCCGAGACUCUAGCUCCACUCGACGCGACUCGACGGGACGGACCUGAGAGACAAGACCAUGAGUCUCCCGACGUCAGGCACACCGUCGUCGAGAUAUGAUACCACGCCUAUAAAAGCAUCUGAGAUAAACAAUUUUAUAAAGACUCUAUCUGAACGCUUUGGUCUUCAACUCCCGAUACCUCGAGAUGCAGUGUCACCAGUCUCAAGGCGCUCUGCCCUUCGAGACUAUGAUGCUAGGAUCGGUGAUGAGAUAGUUUCGCAUAUUAUCUUCCUUUCCCGCCGAAAGACUCACGCUCUUCAAGGUGUCGUACAAGCCUUUAAGGCCGAGGCAGAUACUCUCCGGGUUAGCCACGGUUGGGUUUACAAGCCGAAUGGAGAUCAUGAUGUUAUUCCCUUUGUUGGCGAUGCCCUCCUCCGAGACGGCUCCGGCAGAGAUCAAAGACUACAAUUGAGAGAGUGCCUAUUGCUUAGGCUGAAAGAAGCCCGGGAAAGUAAAAUUUUUGGUAGUAGUGAUAAUGUUGAACCCAAGUCUACUCGUGUUAGAGAAGUAUCUCACCAGACGGAACUAGAUAGCUCUCCAAUUCCUUUGAACUUGGGUCAACGUCCAGUUAAGAGGACAUCGGGUGAAUUUUCAGCCCCAGAUAUAUCUGCAGAGUUUAAGAAACCAAGAGCACCCGCUUUGUGGGGUUCGCCGGGUUUAACAAAGGCUGUUGACUCUGCCGCUACAACCUCUUCCAAACAGGACAGUGCGCUACAGACAGUGGCACUUUCCACAAACUCUACGUCGUCGGCGCUUUUCCCUGGGAAUUCUCUCAAUCCUUAUCAUCAACAAACCUCCAGGACAGUCAGCGCCAACACGAGUUUUAGCUCCAUUGCUUCUGGUGUUUUCACUGGGAGGUCCAUUCCAGGCACUGGGACAGCCACUCAGGAAUCUUCAUUCAACACUUCCUUUCAAUCAAUCGCGCCACCAAUUCAAAAAAUAAAGGCUAUGUCAUAUGAGCUUCACAGCUCCCAAUACAGGAGCAUGGACGAAGAUGACUUCAUCGAAAUUAUCAAUGAGGACCUACAAGAAAGCUCAGGGGUUGACAUCAGUAUGUCCGACGUUUCCGUAGGUCCUGUCACUCAGGGAGGCUUGUCACAGCGACUACAACAGGUUUUUCCCGAACUCCCCCAAUGUUUGAAAAAGGCACCUUUGUGUGUGCGCUACGAAAUCACAAGAGUUUUCCUACACGCUGAAGCUUCCAUGGAUGGCCUUCACGUUCACGAUCGCGAUAUCGGCACAUUUCUUGACUACAAUGCUCUUUGGAAAUUCCUCAAGGACAAGGUACCCCAACUCCAAGGGAAACCAUUUCCAGAGAAGUGCACACCCAAGAUCUGGGCAUCCAGCCUAGAAAGGUGGUCUAUUGGCAACUUUGAAGGCGUGGAGAUGUCAGCGUCACUGAAGUUUGCCUCUUCAAAGACAGGCCCCAUUUUUCAGGUUCAGCUCAAACCGCUGAGUAUAGCCCUUACCCAUCGCUUCGGAAGAAGAUUUGGCAACGAUCGAUUUCUGGAGAUUAUCUUGCCCAACCUUAAUAAAUGUCGACCACCUGGCAGCACGGAAGACGAUUUGGAGAUGAGGCGACAAGAAAUUAUCCGUUGGAUAAAAGACAAUGGCCACAAGUUCAUGGGUAUUGAGUGGCGCCCCUUUGGCCUGAAUGACACUAGAUCAAAGAAGAUCAAUAACAUCGAAUCGAAGAAGGCCUCCGAAGAUGCAGAGAACAAUGCAACCCACCGGAUUUUUUUCUUCGCUGUGGAUGGCAUAGGAUUUCAGACUAGCUCAGGGCUACCUGCUAGAAACGAUGAUCCUCAACACCACACGAAGUUUACUGUGAAGGGGCUGUUAAAUUGGCUGAUCCCAUUCUAUCUGGAAAAAAAUCAGAAGCAGCCGUACCUUAAGCUUUUCUCCAGAAUAUCACUUGGGUUGAGCAAAACCUAUGCAACUAUUCCACUGAGAGCCACAGAGAUCACAUUCGUACGCUAUGAUUAUUGUUCAAAAAGCGGCGAAGUAAUGAACGAUGGCUGCGGCCAGAUCUCUCGUAAAUUGGCCCACCAUAUCGCUCAAAAGCUCAAGCUUGAUUAUACGCCAAGUGCGUUUCAGGCUCGGAUAGGUGGCGCAAAAGGAAUGUGGAUAGUCGAUGUGAAAGAUUUUGGUGACAAGACGAACAUUAAAAUCUACCCCUCCCAGGUGAAAUGGGAUAAUAAUAGCUUUUUCGUCGACCCUUCCCAUAGAAUAUUCGAAGUUAUCUGUUGGUCAAGGCCAGUCCGCUCGGCGACACUGAAUUUGCAGUUUCUUCCGAUUCUUGAAGACAGAGGUCGAAAUAAUGGGAAGGGAAUGCGUGAUGCUUUAUCCCGGGUGUUGGAAAAUGGCUUGACUUAUGAGAUUUCACGACAGCGUGAGGCAAUGGAUAGUCCACAGGCUUUCCGCAAAUGGGUCCGCGAGACCGCCCCUAGGAUAACUGAUAGAAACAAACUCGGCCAAGUUGGCUAUGAGGCCGGGUUACCUAAAUCACAGGGAGAGAAGAUGAACUUGCUACUUGAUGCAGGAUUCAACCCGAAGGAGCUGUGUUUUCUGAGGGACCUAGCCUGGAAGGCAAACGUUGCGAGGGGCGAAAUUCUAAAAAAAAAACUGAAUAUCUCGGUUGGGCGGUCGGCGUACAUGCUGAUGGUUGUCGACUUCGCUGGCAUUUUGGGACCAAGAGAAGUUCAUGUUGGGUUCUCGACGGCUUUCAAAGAUGAAUCAACGGAUUUCUGUGAUACUAUCUUAUCGAAUAUGGAUAUCCUCGUGGCACGAUCUCCGGCCCACUACACGUCGGAUAUUCAAAAAGUCAGAGCCGUGUUCAAGCCGGAAUUGUCUGCUCUCAAGGAUGUUAUUGUUUUCUCCACAAGAGGCGAUUUCCCUCUCGCUGGGGAGCUGUCAGGCGGGGAUUAUGACGGAGACAUUGCUUGGGUUUGUUGGCAAACAGAAAUCGUCAGCGAAUUUGAAAACGCAAAAAUGCCCAUUUGCAGCGACAUGGUCAAAGAGGGGUAUAUCACAAAAAACAGCACGACUUACGCCGAGCUUGCCUCGAAGAAUCCCGGACACACAAUUGAUGCGUUUCUCGCAAACAGUUUCGACUUCAACCUCAAGCAAAAUAUGCUCGGGAUCUGUACCAAUUUCAAAGAAAAGCUCUGCUAUGCGAAGAAGAGUGUUGCGUGCGACGAGGCUGUCUUUUUGAGCACACUUCUAAGUUCUCUCGUUGAUCAAGCAAAGCAAGGAUAUUCCUUUACCGACAGCGACUGGGAGAGGCUGAAGGCAGAAAAGAUUCGAGGACCGGUGAGGGAACCAAAUUACAAGCGGCCCGCCUUUAACGGAAACCUAAGAGGAGACAUGCACUUGAUCGACCAUUUGAAAUUCAGGGUUGCCCAGAAAACCAUAGAUGAUACUUUGGCAGACCUACACACUAACCUACAGACUCCUGAACAUUGGGACGACGAUGUUGUUCAACUGGCCAAAUUUGCAAGGAAGGAGGCCGAGACCUCAGACGAGUGGGCGGCGCUUCUGAGGGCGCUCGACGCGGACAUUAAGCCUAUUCACAACCUAUGGCAAAAACAUUCUUGUCCCCCAAAAGAAGACAAGGAAUCGAAAACCUGGUUCUUGAAAGCCAUUGACGAGGUCUACCAGCAGUGGCGCGCGAUCAAGCCUGCGAUGGAUACGCCUUUCACUAGACUCCUAACGAUGCCCUAUCUCACCGACGCCGGGCUAUCUACAUGGGAGCUUCUGAAAGCAUCUAUUCUUUUCAGAAGAAGCUAUGUUAGCACGAUGGUUUGGUGGCUGGCCGGAAAGCAGAUAGCCCACCUGAAAGCGAUGUCCAAGGGCCCUGUAUCAGUUAUACCAACUAUGUACGCGAUGUUGAAGCCAGAUAACACCUUCGUGAAGUCGCUGCAGGUGGGAGAUGAACACCAUCCUAAGUUUUGGGAGGUCAGAACCGAGGCGGUGGUUGAUGAGGAUGAAGAGUUGGAUUAUGAAGAUUAGGUGUCUGUCAUGUCGCUUGGCAAGAACAUUGCUGUUGCUGCAUUCGUUGCGGUCUGGACUGAAGAGGGGGAUAGGGGCGGAUAUGGUGGAACGAAUUUUCUUAUUAAGACUUCCUUUUGAUGUUUUGGUAUUUGAGCCAAGGUGGAGGGGCGAUGCCACAACUUAAACAUAUAUACCCUGUCUUUACUGCGGAGGCAAACUGCUGAAGAAUUUUGUCAAUAUUUCAUUUUUCUGUGGUCAACACGGAUACGUUAUGAGAGAUGAUAAUAUGAAACACAUGAUUUGUG
Pseudogymnoascus destructans is the source of this 4471-nucleotide messenger RNA. RefSeq lists its product as uncharacterized. Gene Ontology annotation, molecular function: RNA-directed RNA polymerase activity. Gene Ontology annotation, biological process: siRNA processing. Gene Ontology annotation, cellular component: nuclear RNA-directed RNA polymerase complex. The transcript has 3 exons. Bases 192 to 4184 code for a protein of 1330 amino acids. NCBI's taxonomy places the organism in Eukaryota, Fungi, Ascomycota, Leotiomycetes, Thelebolales, Thelebolaceae. The record is from RefSeq and is a predicted model, not a curated record.